AGCUCGUUCUCUCAGAGCUGUUUAACACAGCUCAGCAGCAAUUGGUACAGGGACAGCAAACCAGGCUGCAUCUGCUCAGCCCCAGUCACAGGCUCCCUGCUUUCCCCGUCUGUGUGUGUGUGUGUGCGCUAGACACCGGCAUCCGCUCUCAGCAUCUCGCUGUCUCCUGCAUCGCUCAGCGCACGGCUCUGGCUCCCCGGGUACCAGCCUCGCCGCGGGGAUUCGCGUGCAGAGCGCGGGAUGCGCUGAGCACCCGCGGGGUGGAGAGGAGGUGGUGUCCGGGAGCGGCGGCGAUGGGCAUCGUAUGGGCAGCUCUCUAGGGCUUGUGCUCUCAACAGGACCCUGAACCAUGGGGGUGCUGAUGUCAAGACGGCAGACGGUGGAGAAGGUGCAGAAGGUCAGCUUGGCCGUGUCAGCUUUCAAAGAUGGGCUGCGGGAGCAGCCGGUGGCACGGAGGCGGGCGGAGGCUGGUGGCACACGUCGGGGAACACUGGAGCAGACAGUGCAAGAGGCAGAGGAGGAGGCAUCUGCGGGGCCCUCACAGCCAGAAGAGGUCAGCGCCAGCAAGGCUGCGUGGGAGCGGCUGCGGGAUGGCCGAGGUGUGGAGCCAGAGGAGUUUGAUCGAGCCAACAGGUUCACACCACCCGCCUUCAUUCGGCCCCAGCGGGAGCUGCACGAUGAUGAGCCACUGGACAUCAGCCUGGAACAGCGGGAGCAGGUCCUCAAUGAUGAGAUGUGCGAGAUCUGUGAAGUGUGGACAGCUGAGAGCCUCUUCCCCUGUCGCGUCUGCAGCCGGGUGUACCAUGAUGGCUGCCUGCGCCGCAUGGGCUACCUGCAGAACGACAGUGCCGUGGAGAUGACAGAGACUGCACAUACUGAGACAGGCUGGAGCUGCUACUACUGCGACAACCUUAACCUCCUGCUGACAGAGGAGGAGAUGUACAGCUUGAUGGAGACACUGCGGCAGUGCAAGAUCAUCCCAGAAACCUCUCUGACACUGGAUGACUUCCUGCACUACAAGCACCUGGUGCACAAGCAGCAGUUUGAGCGGCCCAUGGAGGAGGCGCAGGAGGAGCGAGCCACUCUGCAGUUCUCUGCCCUGGACCCCGACAAGAAGGGGCACAUCGAGUGGCCAGACUUCCUCUCCCACGAGUCCAUCCAGCUGCUGCAGAAACUCCGGCCACCGAACUCCCUGCUGCGGCUGCUGACGGUCAAGGAGCGGGAGCGGGCACGCACCGCCUUCCUGGCCCUGGACCAGGAUGGCAGCGGCUUCAUUGGGGAGGGGGAGUGCCACAAGGCCCAGCACGCCUGGUUCCGCAAGCACCAGAAGGAGGCACCAUCCUGCAAUGUCAGCAUCAGCCACGUUGGGCCCAUGUCGGAGAGCAGCCCGGCCAGCAGCGGCAGCGCCAAGAGCCAGGAGAAGACACUGCUGGCGUCGGAGCAGGAGGAGGCCAGGCCCAUCGACUGGCCCAGAUUCCUGCGGGAGAAUGUCGCCUACAUCCUGGCAGCCCGUCCCAACAGUGCCGCCAUCCACCUGCAGCCCUAACUCCCGCCCCAACUCCCGGCCUCCCGCCCGCCGCCAUCUUGGUUGGCGAGGCUUUCCCUGCCGCCCCGCAGGGAGCCCCGUUGCCAUGGCGACCGGCCCCGCACCCCAUUGGCUGAGGGAAGUACCGCCCCUUUUGCCCCACCUGCCAAUCCCGCGCGGCUCUCCGCCCUCUGCCAGCGGGGAGCCGGCAGCUGAUUGGCUGGCGAGGAAGCAGCUGCUCCCCGUUUCCCCUUGUGUUGGAUUACAUGAUGCCGAGGGGGGGGGCGGGCGGUGUGCUGGGCUGCCAUUACUGGGGCAGGGAUGGAGGGGAGGCAGCGCCAUGAGGGGCUGAGAAUGGCUGUGGUGCCAUGCAGGGAGCUGGGAAUGGCUGUGGUGCCAUGCAGGGAGCUGGGGAUGGCUGUGGUGCCAUGCAGGGGUCUGGGGAUGGCUGUGGUGCCAUGCAGGGGGCUGGGGAUGGCUGUGGUGCCAUGCAGGGGGAUGGGAAUGGCUGUGGUGCCAUGCAGGGGUCUGGGGAUGGCUGUGGUGCCAUGCAGGGGGCUGGGGAUGGCUGUGGUGCCAUGCAGGGGGCUGGGGAUGGCUGUGGUGCCAUGCAGGGAGCUGGGGAUGGCUGUGGUGCCAUGCAGGGGGAUGGGAAUGGCUGUGGUGCCAUGCAGGGGGAUGGGAAUGGCUGUGGUGCCAUGCAGGGGGAUGGGAAUGGCUGUGGUGCCAUGCAGGGGGCUGGGAAUGGCUGUGGUGCCAUGCAGGGGGAUGGGAAUGGCUGUGGUGCCAUGCAGGGGACUGGGAAUGGCUGUGGUGCCAUGCAGGGGGGCUGUGCAGCAGGGUAUCCCCACCCCGCAGCGCUGACAUCCCUGGGUGCCCCUCAGGGCAGCACCCACCUCCCCCCCACUCCUCAUCGUGGGCAAUGCAGACACCAUCCUGCUUGGCUCCCCCUCCGCACAUCAGGGCGCUGCUCACCCCUUUAUGGCCCCCCCACCCCCUGUAGGCCUUCCCUUUCCCCUUCAGGAGCUCCCUUCCUUGCAAGCUGUGAGACAAUCACAGAGAUUUAAGGCCAUACGUGAGGCCGGGAGAUGUGCCAGUGCAACAUCUCAGGUGCUGGGUCUGAGGUGGGGCAUUGGCUGGCUGGAACAUGACUGGAGCGAGCAGGCAGCUGGGGAUAUAAGGUGUUGCGGCCUCCGCUCUGUACUGGGAAGUAUCCAUUAAACAGCUGUGUCCAACCAA
Coturnix japonica (Japanese quail) is the source of this 2764-nucleotide messenger RNA. It is a transcript of the gene PHF24, whose product is annotated as PHD finger protein 24. Gene Ontology annotation, cellular component: nucleus; cytoplasm. Gene Ontology annotation, molecular function: calcium ion binding; transcription corepressor activity. NCBI's taxonomy places the organism in Eukaryota, Metazoa, Chordata, Aves, Galliformes, Phasianidae. The record is from RefSeq and is a predicted model, not a curated record.